AUGGCCUUGGACGAUCCCGCGGAGCAAUUCCUCCGCCCGCCAGGUGAUGAUGAGGAGUUUGCGCCGGUGUAUCGGCAGCCCUCAGCAUACUCACCGCUUUCUACCUUCGUCUUGCCAAGGGGGGAAAUGAGGCACUAUCAGCAGCAGUAUGCUGAUAUUUAUUUUUUGCGGUUGGCAAGAUUGAAGCCUACCGUUGCUGAAAUCGCAGUCGCGGCGUGGGAAGGGUUUAAUAUUGCGGGAGAGUAUGCAAAGCGAGUAGACAGAGUACUUGACGUACGGCAAGGCGAAUUGUGUUGGGUCGCUGGCACGAUCUACAUGGAUCUUCCACUGAAACCUAACAUUUUAGACGACAUCUCAAAAGAACAUUGGACUGCCGCUCCGCCCGUUCGAAGAACAUAUGUUGACCCUUCAAAUCAAGCAUUGACAAAGACAAUGCUAGAAGAUGAGUCUGGCCGUUUGCAGCUGACCGGAACUUUACUUCAAUCGUCUCUUCUCGUCACAGGGGCAAUAGUUGCGGUCCUCGGCACGGAGAACGCCAAUGGCGAUUUUGAGGUGAUCGAUAUUAAGGUACCUGAUCUACCACCUCAACCCGAGCGCUGGGAGAGGUCAUCUGCUCCUCAAGAGUCUGCGAAGCGGAAGCACAGCUCCCUCGAAGCAAGCAGUGACAGCAUUGAAAGAAGAAGAAAAAAGAUAGCCCUAGUCAGCGGUCUUAACAUCACCGGCACGUCUGGAGAUACAGUCGCCCUAUCCCUCUUAACGGAGUACCUUCUCGGAUAUAACGAGUUUCCCACUCAAACACACAACAACAAUACCCCCCCAUCUUCAUCCCAGAUCACCCGCCUCAUAAUUGCCGGAAAUUCCCUCGGAAGCAGCAUGAUCAUCUCUCAACCUGAAGCCGAGAAUGCUGAUCCCGCGCUGGCGAAAAAGCGCCACGCUCCUAAAAAGUAUGGCUACGAUGCCACAGCUUACAACGCUUCGCCCAUCAAUCAUUUCGAUACAUUCCUUGCCGAGAUCCUCCCUAGUAUUCCCAUAACCCUCAUGCCCGGCGAAACCGAUCCUGCGAAUUUCUCAUUGCCCCAGCAGGAAAUCCACAGGGCCAUGUUUCCGCGUUCAAAAGCCUAUUGCUCUGCAGCGCUCCCGGGAGCGGCUGAGCCCGCCGCUGAACCGGGUUGGCUAGAUAACGUGACGAAUCCCUGGGAAGGCGAUGUGGAAGGCUGGCGGUUUUGGGGCUGCAGUGGUCAGAAUGUUGACGAUGUGCUUCGCUACAUAGAUUUGGAAGUGGAAGGGGAUACCCUUCAGGGCAGUGAAAGUGACAAGGACGGUGAAGCGCGAUUACGACUAAUGGAAGCAAUGCUAAGAUGGCGGUGUGCUGUGCCCACUGCUCCGGAUACGUUAUGGUGCUACCCUUAUCAAACUCACGACCCAUUCACUCUCCAAUCCUGUCCGCACGUUUUCUUUGCGGGGAACCAACCAAGUUUCCGAACGGGAAUUGUCGAAGCUUCCACUAUCUUAUCUUCGGAAGAUAAUGGCGAGGAGCAAGGCACCCGCGUGCGCGUAAUAGCGCUUCCGAAGUUCAGCCAGACGGGCGAGAUCGUGCUCGUUGAUGCGGAAACGUUGGAAGUGGAAGUUGUGAAGUUUGGUACCUUUGAGAAGGAGAACCUUGAGGUGAAUGGCGAUAGCGAGAUGAAAAUGGAGUAG
Messenger RNA from Histoplasma mississippiense, 1698 nucleotides. RefSeq lists its product as hypothetical. Gene Ontology annotation, cellular component: delta DNA polymerase complex. Lineage: Eukaryota; Fungi; Ascomycota; Eurotiomycetes; Onygenales; Ajellomycetaceae. Gene Ontology annotation, biological process: DNA replication; DNA strand elongation involved in DNA replication. The transcript has 5 exons. The record is from RefSeq and is a predicted model, not a curated record. Bases 1 to 1698 code for a protein of 565 amino acids. Gene Ontology annotation, molecular function: DNA binding.